Brassica oleracea var. oleracea is the source of this 486-nucleotide messenger RNA. RefSeq lists its product as uncharacterized. The transcript is spliced from 2 exons. The annotation marks the transcript as partial. The record is from RefSeq and is a predicted model, not a curated record. NCBI's taxonomy places the organism in Eukaryota, Viridiplantae, Streptophyta, Magnoliopsida, Brassicales, Brassicaceae.
AUGGAUGCGUUUGAGCUGAGGUUUAAGAAGGGAUUUUCCGAUUGGAAGAGGGACUACAAGAACAAGUACGACAGCAGCAGAAAAAAAUACAUCAGGAUUAGGAUGCUGACUCAGAACAGGACAGGACUUGGGUAUGAUAACAUGGGAAGGAUCGACAUGUCAGAUGAUUGGUGGAAAGAGCGCGAAAGGGAGUGUCCAGGAAUUAGAAAAGCCUUCUGCAAAGAAAUUGAUAACAUGGAUAUGUUUGAAGCAGAAUUUGGUGGUGUAGUAGUUACUGGAGCAGAAGGUUGGAGUGCUCAACAUGGAGAAGCAAGCUUGAAUUCGAGAGUUGGUGGAGAUAUUGCUGAGGAUGAAGCUGAUUCUCAGCCAGCAGCAGAGACAGAAACCCAGGGCCAAGCUCCUCGCCAAACUCAACCAGCAGCUCAGACUCAUUCUGGAGGUUCAAGAGCAAAACGAAGGCGUAAGGAGAAAGAUGUGGCUGUGGAG